CGUAUUUCAGAUAUUGACAAGUGCGGACGACUUUCAGUCUGUCUCUGUGUUGCGUUUGCCUGACCGUCUGGGAGCCCGUUUUAAAUGCCAGAUAUAAAAUAUAAUAAAAGUGUUCAAAUAUUUAAGGCAAUAUAUGUUGUGUCGCGGCUGAUUAGUUAAUAAAAGCGUUAACUCAUUGCCAUUAUAAUGAGCGCCACCGUAGAAAAUACAGGUCCCAUUAUCGGCAUUCGACAUCUGCAGGCUGCGCUUCUCUUCUUGGCCAUAUGCGUUAAUUAUGUAGCCCGGCUCAAUGUCAGUGUUGCCCUGGUGGCCAUGACGGAUGCGGCCACUUCCAAUCCUGACUUUCCGGAAUACAACUGGACAGAGGCACAACGUUCCUAUAUUCUUUCCAGCUUCUAUUGGGGCUAUAUUAUCACCCAGUUUCCGGCUGGAUUUUUGGUGCGUCGUUUUGGCGCCAAAAUCGUGCUGUUUAUACCAACAUUUGCCACCGCCAUCUUGAGUGCACUGACACCUUAUUCUAUCAGCUGGGGUGGCUGGGUGGCAUUUAGCGUACUACGUGUUGUAAUGGGAUUAUUUCAGGGUCUAAUAUUUCCCUGCAUACAUGAACAUCUGGCCAAAUGGUCACCGCCCAAAGAUCGCAAUCGCUUGGGAGUUUUCGCCUACUCGGGCUCCGAUUGUGGCUCUGUGAUGGCAAUGGGAAUUAGUGGACUGAUAGCAAAUAGUUCCAUGGGCUGGCCGGGUAUAUCGUAUGUGUCGGCGGGAUUAUGUGGCAUCUGGUGUCUACUCUGGCUGCUCUUCUCGGCCAACAAUGCGCCCAGCUCCCGGCUGGUUGGCCAAAACGAACGUGAUUACAUUGAGCGUUCGAUGAAGCGAGAAGAUGGAUUCCAUGUACAGAAGAUACCCAUACCAUGGCGUGCCAUUUGGACCUGCGUACCCUUCUAUGCCCUGCUGAUAGUGCGUUGUGCUCAAGGCUGGGCCAACUCGACCAUGCAGCUGCAAACGCCGGCGUAUAUGCACGGCGUACUGGAGAUGGACAUCAAGAGCAAUGCCUUGUAUUCGGCAUUACCGUUCGUGGCCAUGUGGUUCAUGUCCUAUAUAUAUCUGGCAUUUGCGGAUGUGGCCAUGUCCCGCAAGUGGAUGUCGUUGACCACGUUGCGUAAGUCCAUCAACACGGUUGCCUAUUGGGGACCGGCUGCGGCGCUGAUUGGCAUUGGUUUUCUGGACAAGAAUCAGACGGCAUUGGCCAUUGCGCUGAUGACCAUUAAUGCCGGCUUAAAUGCGGGCUCUGGCAUUGGCAGCAUACUAACCAUCAUUGAUAUGUCGCCAAACCAUUCGGCCAUAGUUAUGGCCAUCACAAAUGGAGUGGGCAAUAUCUUUCCGCUACUAACUCCGCUGCUGGUGGGCGUCAUUGUCACCGAUACCAGUUCGCGAAGUCAGUGGCAAAUUGUGUUUGCAUUGACGGCCAUUGUGUUUUUCGUGGGAAAUCUGGUCUACAUCAUUUGGGGCACGACUGACCAGCAGCCCUGGGAUGCUGUGGACUUCCUAAAGCCUCGUGAUGCCGAACUUAAUCAAGAUGCUGCCUCCGACCAGCGAGAGAAAUCAACGAUUAAAGCCAUAAAUACAAAAGCAGAGAAAGCAAUAUGAUGGCCAAAUGUACUUGCAACUUUAAUUUAUAAUAAACUUACUUCUAAUAACUCUA
This is a messenger RNA of Drosophila innubila, 1699 nucleotides long. RefSeq names its product putative inorganic phosphate cotransporter. Bases 187 to 1644 code for a protein of 485 amino acids. Gene Ontology annotation, biological process: monoatomic anion transport; transmembrane transport. The transcript has 4 exons. Gene Ontology annotation, molecular function: transmembrane transporter activity. Gene Ontology annotation, cellular component: plasma membrane. Lineage: Eukaryota; Metazoa; Arthropoda; Insecta; Diptera; Drosophilidae. The record is from RefSeq and is a predicted model, not a curated record.